UUAGCUUCCUGUAGCUGCUGUCAGCUAACAGCUAGCAGCUAGCAGCUAACAGCUAACAGCUAACAGCUAACAGCUAACAGCCGAAGACACGGUCCGGAUCAGCCGGGCUCGACCCACUGGGACCCGGGAGACCGGGCUACACCGACCGGGUGUAACUGGUUUAACUGGGAGCUAACAUGCUAACAGCUGCGUUAGCUUCAUAAGAUACCCUGUCAGACAGGAUGAGCUCUCGAGGAGGAGGCACCGCUUUGACUCGCCGUAACUUCAGACUGUCAUCAGACAGUGACAAGGCCAGAGCUACAGGUAUCGUGAAUGAGAAGCUGCUCAGUGAUUAUCUCCAUCACGUGUUUCCUUCAACCAAUCAUGGACCAGCAGUCGCCUCGCUCAGGAAGCCUCUUGGUUUCCAGGAUCUUGGUGGCCACCUUGAGAACCUUCUGGCUGAAGAAGAACCUUCAGAGGAGAUCAGAGAUCAGCCUGUGGACGGGCGUCUGGGACCUCAGCCGGUGGUCCUGGAUCACACCAGUGGAUUUGAGGGUCUCCUGUUUGUGGACGACGACCUGCUCGGGGUCAUAGGUCACAGCAACUUCAGCUCCAUCAGAGCCACCACUUGUGUUUAUAAAGGGAAGUGGGCGUACGAGGUUCUGAUCUCGUCACAGGGUCUGAUGCAGAUCGGCUGGUGUACGCUGAACUGUCGCUUUAACCAGGAGGAGGGUGUAGGUGACACACCUGAUUCUUAUGCGUACGAUGGAAACAGAGUGAGGAAGUGGAACGUGACGACCACAAACUACGGGAAGUCGUGGGCGGCAGGAGACAUCGUCAGCUGUCUGAUCGACCUGGACGAAGGAACCAUCACAUUCUGCUUGAAUGGACAGUCUCUGGGCACAGCCUUCACCAACAUAAAGACGGGACCGGGCGUGGCCUACUUUCCUUCCAUCAGUUUGUCCUUUAAAGAGUCCGUGGCGUUUAACUUCGGCAGCCGGCCGCUGAGGUAUCCUGUGGACGGUUACCUGCCGCUGCAGAACCCUCCGACCUCUGACCUGCUGAAAGCUCACAAGCUGCUUGGAUACAUCAAGAACGUCCUCUGCAGCGCCAUCGACACUCAGGAGGACAGGCUGCUGGAGACGGAUUGUGCGAUGUGGAGUCUUCAUGGAGAACCCACAGUCCUCGUCACUCUGGCUCACAUCUUCAACCACUUUGCUCCUCUCAUGUGUAAGGUGUACCUGGUGGAGGACGUGCUGAUGAACUUCCUGUUGGGGAUUCUGGAGGGAGGAGGUUCAGUGGAUGAACAUCCACUGAUACAACAACUACUGGACCUGUUCUGGCUGCUGAUGGAGGACUAUGAAGUGAACGAGUGUCUGAAGCAGUUGAUGAUGUCACUCCUCAGAGCCUAUCGGUUCUCUCCCAUCAUCCCGGACCUCGGCUUCCAGAUCCACUACCUGCGUCUGACCACGGCCGUCCUGCACCAUGAGAAGUCCAGGAAGUACCUGCUCAACAACGUCUUGUUCGACGUCCUGCGAUCAGUCGUCUUCUUCUACAUCAAGACUCCUCUGAGGGUUAAGGAGGCGGGGCUUGAAGAGCUCAUCCCCACCACCUGGUGGCCAACACAUUUCGACAAGGAGGGUAAAGACGAGCGGGAGUGUAAAGAUGAGAGUGCAGACGAGCGCCUGCGGCGGCGAGCGUACGAGCGAGGCUGUCAGAGGCUGAAGAAGAGGAUAGAAGUGGUGGAAGAGUUGCAGGUUCAAAUCCUGAGGCUGCUGCUAAACAACAAGGACAAAUCAACGGGAGAAGCGUCUCGUUAUAUUUUCCUCAACAAGUUCCGGAAGUUCUUGCAGGAGAAUGCCAGUAACAGAGGGCACCCCACAGCUCUGUGUCCUCCUGAGUACAUGGUGUGUUUCCUGCACCGCCUCAUCACGGCGGUGAGAACCUGCUGGGACGACGGGAACAGGAAGUCUCUGGGCAGCGUCAGGAGUGAAGAGGCGUACGUCCCCCCUCAGCUCUUCUACAAUGGGAAGGUGGAUUACUUUGACCUGCAGAGACUGGGGGGGCUCCUCUCCCACCUCAAGAAAACACUCAAAGAUGAUUUGGCGAGUAAAGCCAACAUCAUCAUCGACCCUGCAGAGAUUCAAGCCGCCUCAAUGGACGACCUGGACGAGGACGAGGAGAGCGGAGCAGCACAGAGGCCGUUCGGGGCAGCGAUGGGCGGAGCUCUGGCGAGGCCCAGCUGGCUGAGUUCUCCCACUUUGGGACGGGCCAACCGGUUCCUGAGCACGGCCGCCGUCAGCCUGAUGACUCCCAGACGAGCCCUGACGCAGCCCGAGAAGGUGAAGGUCCGCACGCUGGCUGUGGAGCAGAGGACGGAGGAGGACAUUGAGGGUAGCCAUGGUAACGAUGGCCUGUUGCUGGGGCGACCAGUGGAGGAGCCCGAGCAGCCAGUGGCAGAUAAGUCGCUGCUGGAAAUCGUGGACGGGAUCGUGAUGAUGUACAACCUGAGCGUCCACCAGCAGCUGGGGAAGAUGGUUGUGGUUUCAGACGACGUCCAUGAAUACGCUGUGGCGCUGAAGGACACGGAGGAGAAGAUCGCUCGCUGCCCCGCACGAAGAUCAGACAUCCUGGACGAGCUGCAGAAGAGUCAGAAGGUUUUCUCAGAGAAGCUGAAUCACCUCAGCAGGAGACUGGCCUGGAUCAACGCCACCAUCUACUCCAAGGAGAAGAUGCUGGAUGUGUACUGGCUGCUGUGCGUGUGCAUUCGCACCAUCGAACACGCAGACAACACGGGCUCCUUGUUCGCCUUCACUCCUGAGUUCUACCUCAACGUGGCCAUGAACGCUUACAGCGCCCUGAAGAACUACUUCAGCCCCGCCAACAGCAUGGAGGAGCUCCCAGGUUACGAAGAGACGCUGACUCAGCUGGCUGCCAUCCUCGCCAAGCACUUUGCUGACCCACGCAUCGUCGGAACAGACAUUAAAGAUUCUCUGAUGCAGGCCCUCGCCAGCUACGUCUGUUACCCACAAUCCCUCAGGGCGGUGGAGCGGAUCCCAGAGGAGCAACGAGUCGCCAUGAUGAGGAACCUGCUGGCUCCGUAUGAACAGAGACCGUGGGCCCAGACCAACUGGAUCCUGGUCCGCCUGUGGAGGGGCUGUGGUUUUGGAUACAGAUACACUCGUCUUCCUCACCUCCUGAAAACCAAACCCGAGGACGCCAACCUGCCCAGUCUGCAGAAGCCGUGCCCGUCGCUGCUGCUGCAGAGACACAUGGCGGAGCUGCUGAGCGUUGACAAGGACAUGGCCGCCUCGUUCCUCAACAGCGUCCUGAACCAGCUCAACUGGGCGUUCUCUGAGUUCAUCGGGAUGAUCCAGGAGAUCCAGCAGGCCGCAGAGCGUCCAGAGAGAAACUUCGUUGACACUCGGCAGCUGAAGGUGUGUGCGACCUGCUUCGACCUGUCCGUCAGUCUGCUGCGAGUCUUGGAGAUGACCGUCACUCUGGUUCCUGAGAUCUUCCUCGACUGGUCCCGCCCCUCAGCCGAGUUGCUGCUCAGACGACUGGCUCAGCUGUUGAACCAGGUUUUGAACAGAGUGACAGCAGAGAAGAACCUGUUUGAUCGUGUUGUCAACUUAAGACUUCCAGGUCUGGAGAGUGUCGAUCAUUAUCCGAUCCUCGUUGCUGUCACAGGGAUCCUGGUUCGGGUCCUGGUGGACGGAGACAGACAGGGGAUAUCUCGCGCUGCCGGCGUCCUGCUGUCCGACCCCUGCUUCCAGCUCCACUCCAUCCAGCACCUGUUGGGAGAGGGGGCGGAGCCCUCCAGAUCCUUACCUGCUGCCGCCCCCCCCGCUCGUCCAGUAGUCGGAUCUCUGGGGUCGGGUGUGGCCCCUCCCAUCCCCUCAGCCGCAGGAAACCCAGGAUCGACCGAGCGAAAGCACUUCUCUCUGCACGCAUACACCGACUACAUCAGCGAGGAGGAGAAGCACAAGGUGGAGCUGAUGCUGGCGUUUCUCACGGAGGAAUCCAAACAGGCGGCGGCGAGCACAGCUCCGACGAGUGAAGAAGAUCUUUGUCCGAUCUGCUACGCCCACUCCAUCUCUGCUGUGUUCAAACCCUGUUCACACAAGUCCUGCAAAGCCUGUAUCAACCAACACCUGAUGAACAACAAGGACUGCUUCUUCUGCAAAGCCACAAUCACUGGAGUGGACGACUACAACAAGCCAGCCUCCUAACACACACAGACACACACAGAGACACAUAGACACACACACAGACACACACAGAGACAGAGACACAAAGACACACACACAGAGACAGACACACACAAAGACAGAGACACAUAGACACACACACAGAGACAGACACACACAGAGACAGAGACACAAAGACACACACACAGAGACAGACAGACAGAGACACAUAGACACACACACAGUGACAGAGACACAAAGACACACACACAGAGACAGACACACACAGAGACUGAGACACAUAGACACACACACAGAGACAGACACACACAGAGACACAUAGACACACACACAGUGACAGAGACACAAAGACACACACACAGAGACAGACACACACAGAGACAGAGACACAUAGACACACAUACAGAGACAGACACACACAGACCCACACACAGAGACAGACGGACACACAAAGAGAGACACACAGACACAAACAGAGACACAUAGACACACACACAAAGACAGAGACACACACAUAGAUACACACAUGUAUACACACAGGAAGUCGUACCUUGUGGGUUUUUGAUGAACAUGUACAUGAUCAAAACAUCUGGAGUUUCUGACUGUGACUUUAAAACGUUGAUACUUUAACGAUGACUCUGAACCCACAGGACAACUCACUGGUAAACGGAAGGGGGGGGGGGGUUUGUAAGAAUCUGUUGUUCUUGAGAAGAUCAAACGAACCUCAGUUCAACUUUGACUUCACUAAAAAUAACCUCAAGUCCUGAAUAAGUCGAUUUUCUACAAACUGUUGUGAUCGAGCUCCAGAUCAAGUCAUGGGAUUGUUUAUCGUAAAGUUUCUUUCUUAAUGAACUGAUGGUGAUCUGUUUAUACCGCAGCCACACACCAGGGGGCGACCCAGGACCUGUCAUGUCCUCCAUCUUUAUUUUCAGUCUGUGAUUUUAGCAAAAAAACAUGUAACGUCCCUGAACAGUGAGUUUCUAAUGUCGGACGAUGAAUUCUUAAACUUGUGUUUUUGUUUCUGUCGAUUUUCACUUUAAAAGUUUGUUGUGUUUGAUUUUGUUUGUUUGACAAAUUAAAAUUAAAAUAAUUCUCAUUGAAUGAAGAAAACUAAGGAAACUGAAAAGGGAAAAGAGACAUUGAAAUCAUUUGUUGAUGUCAUGAGUUUCAAAUAGGUUUAAAUCAUUAAAUGAGAAAAAGAAAAGUUUAAAACAAACAAACUAUUAAAAUUUUAAAUGUUUAUUAUCCAAUUUAAAUUUCAGUUUCCUUUUUCUUCUAACAAUUAGUUAUAAGCUCAUUAUCCUGAGUUUUCAUUACUUUUUAUUUCUGGGUAAAAUUGAGCGAAUGUAUUUAAACGUUGAAUUCCUCGUUUUUUUAACGAGAUCAUAAAACCUGAAGCUGCAGUUUUUCAUUUGAUCGUUGACUCUGGGUUCGGGUUCGGGUUGAUCUGGGUUCGGGUUGAUCUGGGUUCGGGUGGAUCUGGGUUCGGGUUGAUCUGGGUUCGGGUUGAUCUGGGUUAGGGUUGACCUGGGUUAGGGUUGAUCUGGGUUUGGGUUGAUCUGGGUUCGGGUUGAUCUGCGUUCGGGUUGAUCUGGGUUAGGGUUGAUCUGGGUUAGGGUUUGGGUUAGGAUUGAUCUGGGUUAGGGUUGAUCCGGGUUCGGGUUGAUCUGGGUUCGGGUUGAUCUGGGUUAGGGUUGAUCUGGGUUCGGGUUGAUCUGGGUUUGGGUUGAUCCGGGUUCGGGUUGAUCCGGGUUAGGGUUGAUCCGGGUUAGGGUUGAUCUGGGUUUGGGUUGAUCCGGGUUCUGGUUGAUCUGGGUUCGGGUUGAUCUGGGUUCGGGUUGAUCUGGCCUGUGAUUGUUUCUCGGACCAGGAAGUGACGGUGGUACUCUACAGUAUUUAACGCAUGUUUGUGGGUAAACGUCGGGCUAGCGUUAGCGAUAGCACUGACAAAUAUUCUUGUUUCUGUUUGGCCGUGUUUCGGGGAACGAGGGAUGAACAGAGGAUUUCAGAGAAGGAGGAAACUCUUGCUUUUCGUUUCCUCUUGUUGAGUUCACAUAUAUCGACGAUGUAACUGUAUUAAAUUAUUUAUCCUGAA
This is a messenger RNA of Limanda limanda (common dab), 6285 nucleotides long. RefSeq names its product E3 ubiquitin-protein ligase RNF123. The transcript is spliced from 40 exons. NCBI's taxonomy places the organism in Eukaryota, Metazoa, Chordata, Actinopteri, Pleuronectiformes, Pleuronectidae. The record is from RefSeq and is a predicted model, not a curated record. Gene Ontology annotation, cellular component: cytoplasm. Gene Ontology annotation, molecular function: ubiquitin-protein transferase activity; protein binding. Bases 222 to 4211 code for a protein of 1329 amino acids.